Molecule: messenger RNA, 987 nt
Organism: Aphanomyces invadans
Lineage: Eukaryota; Oomycota; Saprolegniomycetes; Saprolegniales; Verrucalvaceae
Exons: 1
Coding region: 1-987 (328 amino acids)
Source: RefSeq, a predicted model, not a curated record
AUGUCCCUCGCACAUCAUCCUCGUCAGCACGUGUCGUCGGACGUGUUACCGCCGCUGCAUGCGUGGCUCCCGUCGGCCAACCCUUUCUUUCCAGUACCUCUGCAGCAUGUAUCGUACGCGACGUACGCCCAUGACGGCGGUCUGGUCCAUCCGCCGCCGCAAGAACAGCCGCACGUGCGCUCGUUUGCUGGACCGUCGCACAACCUACGCCGCCUUCCGUCGCUCUCCAAUAUCUUGAAUCCGAUCACAAGCACAGUAGCCCCAGUCACGAUCCCGACCUACUCGCAUGGACAACAGUACACGACGAUGCCGAACUUUGUUGGCAAUGUCGCACUGGAAGCACCGAACUUGACGCCGUCGCCGACCACGAGCACAGCCGCGUCGACUCACACCGUCGACGGCCUCGACGAUGACCAUCACCACCAGUCGCCGCAUGUGAUCCCUGAAGUGCCAGGCCAAUGCUUGGAAGCUCAAUGCAACGAGCCGGUAAAACAUCGCGGUUUCUGCAAACGACACGGCGGCGCGCGGCGAUGUUCUGUGCCGCACUGUACUAAAGGCGUUCAAGGCGGGAGUUUGUGCAUCGGUCACGGUGGCGGCAAGCGGUGCCGGAUCCCCGAUUGCAACAAAGCGACCCAGUCCCAAGGACUUUGUAAAGCCCACGGCGGCGGGGUGCGAUGCAAGUUUGACGGGUGCAACAAGAGCAGUCAAGGAGGCGGGUUCUGCCGACGACAUGGAGGAGGCAAGCGAUGCAGCGUCGAGGGGUGUCCACGGGGAGCCCAGCGGGGCGCGACGUGCGCUCAGCACGGGGGCAAGACGCGUUGUCUGGUCGCCGACUGCGUCCGAGCGGAUCGCGGGGGCGGGUUUUGCGAAGUCCACCGACGCGGCAAAGUGUGCACACUGAGCUACUGCAACCGACUUGCUAAGGUCCAGUGCGAUGGGUACUGCGCCCAGCACCACCGCGAGCGCCAACUUGCCUACCAGAAGUAG